Molecule: messenger RNA, 746 nt
Organism: Ilyonectria robusta
Lineage: Eukaryota; Fungi; Ascomycota; Sordariomycetes; Hypocreales; Nectriaceae
Exons: 1
Coding region: 138-644 (168 amino acids)
Source: RefSeq, a predicted model, not a curated record
GGCGGGGAGAAGUGGAAGAAGCGCCUCACCCCGAGGCCGGCAAAACGACGACGACAGAGGGCCACCCCCCGGACCACCCGCGGGUCAGGGGCUGGGCUCCAAGGGCCUCGUUGGCUGGAGGUGACCGGGGCGAGCGCAUGGGUGCGAGCGAGGAAGACCUCCCCGAAAGCCUGAUCAACUGCACUAACCUGAAGGUGGGCAGACAGUCACAGCAGCGUGAGAAUUGGUCUCCGGGAGGCGCCUUGCUCUGGGAGCUUGGGCGGUUGGGCGGGUGGCCAAACUCCAAGUGCCACCACCCACCUCACGCUGGCGUCUCAGGCUUUCUGGGGAUGCGUACUAUGUACGAAGUAGCACCGUGGGGGGUCUCCCGAAAACGAGUCCUCCGGACCAUAUCCCGCGCUGGGGCCUUAAAUCCACUGGAGACGGACCGUCCAUUGAAUGAGUCGGCAAGUGUGCGUGUGAGUGUGUGGGCGACGGUAGGCCGUACAGGGACAGCCCAUGGCCAGGGGGCGAGAGCUGUUCAGAGCUCCAAGUCACACCACGCGUGGCCUGUUAUGAUGUCCCGUUGGUUUGGACCAUCUGGGACCAUGGACGGCCAUCUUUGCUGGGUCCCGAAACAGAACGACACUGUGAGCACGCACUGAUCGCCGAGAAUCUCGUCCUUUCGUUUGUCGAUCCAUGAAUGGGAUGAAUUGAAGGAAUCGACCCGGCGGGCAAUUGGUUCGACUGGGGCGAAUACGUCAAGG